This is a messenger RNA of Prorocentrum cordatum, 678 nucleotides long. The record is from the annotation of a GenBank genome assembly. NCBI's taxonomy places the organism in Eukaryota, Dinophyceae, Prorocentrales, Prorocentraceae.
AUGGCCACAGGUUUGAUGUUGCUGGCCUUGGUCAGCUUCGUCUGCGUCGGUCCGGCCGCCAGCGAGGGUGAGAAUCUCUUGACAGAGCUUGCGGAUGAGGUACUUUCCAACAAGCAGGCGCUCCUGAGUGUCCCAUGGGAAAUAUACAGGGACACGCCGACGUUCAGGGAUGUUGGCUACGUGGGCGAGUUUCCAAUUAGGGAUUCUGCUGCUACUGAGAUACACCUGAGCUCGUUGGAGACUGCACGGGAAAUCCAAGGAUUCCCACCAAACGUUCUGAUUGGCAGGGCCUUGGUCAAAGACACCCUCAAUGUUACACAGCCACCUUCGAAUUUCCGCUACGGGGGAAAAGGAGGUGAGGAGAUCAAGCACCUGAAUGGCUUGACGAACCCCGCGGGCGACCUGACUGUGUGGCAGUGGCAGAGGAUGAGGUGGUCUGCUGCAAAGGGCUGGCUGGAAUACUGGGCUGACCGGGGGAUUGGGAGCGAUACGCGGUUGGCCAUCAUCCACUCCAACGGUGAUGUCCUGUACGGCGGCUGCGACGAGAACACGAUUGUCUACAAGUACAACAGGAUCGUCACCGCGAGCGGCGGCUCGCAGAAGAUCGUCAUGGCGGCGGAGCUGAGCCCUUGGCCAGCCGACCUUGGGUGGAGCUACAACCUGACCAGCUCGAGCUGG